Oreochromis niloticus (Nile tilapia) is the source of this 5395-nucleotide messenger RNA. RefSeq names its product protein-glutamine gamma-glutamyltransferase K. The record is from RefSeq and is a predicted model, not a curated record. NCBI's taxonomy places the organism in Eukaryota, Metazoa, Chordata, Actinopteri, Cichliformes, Cichlidae. Gene Ontology annotation, biological process: peptide cross-linking. Gene Ontology annotation, molecular function: protein-glutamine gamma-glutamyltransferase activity.
GAUGUGGUGGAACUCAACUACAAUGUAAAGUACCAGCCAGACCUUCUUUUAAUUUGUUUAAGUGGUCUUGAACAGUAGUUCGAUAACGCAGUUUGGCAGGUAUACAACAACAUUUUUGCUCCAUCAAGGUGAUUUCAAAAACAUUAUUAACUGAAAGCUUGUGUCAUAUAUAUCAGGAUGGUGUGUAGGGUAUCCCUAAAGAUUUUGUGUAAAGAAUGAAGAAGUGGGAGGCUUAAAAAACAUCUACAGUGAAGAGUAUAUGAAAGUCAUGUCCUUAAGAAGUAUCCAAAAAUCCAGCAAAGACCUGACACAGGAGAGGUGCAUCUGGCCUUUAGUUGAUUCAUCUACUGUGUGCUGAAGUCUCAUCUGAAAUGAAGGGAAAUGGGGAGAAAAGGCCGUCGUAUACCAAUCACACAAGAAAUGGACUGAGAAUAGCUGGUAGCAGGUCUUAAGGAGUGAUGAAUAAAAAUUUUGGACUGACAAAUUUUUGUCAGUAUAUACACAGGAGGCCAGGAAAUAGGUAUAAGGGUGUGUCUACCAUCUAUAAACCAUGGUGGAGGCUCUGUUAUGGGGCUGAAUUUCAGCCAGUGGCUGAAAUGCACAGCUGAUUGAAUUAUGAAUGCUGAAAAGUACAGUCAGAUUUUGAGCCACCAUGCAAAAAAGCAUCUAUUUGGCAACAACUUCAUUCAUGACAGUGAUCCCAAACACACUGCCGAAGCAGUAGAAUCAUACCUGAAUAGAAAAACACAUGGAUUGGCCUCUCCAGGGCACAGGCAAGUAUUAUUAAAGCAGUAUGGGAUCAUUUUAACAGGAAUGGAGAAAAAAAAAAGUCAGCCAACAUCCAAAAAAAGAUCUUUGAAUGUCUUUCAAGAUACCUCGAGAACUAUUCCUGAAGCCUACUUAAAGACAUUAAAGAUAAGAGUUCAGACUGUGCUGAAGAAUAAAGAUGGUCCUAACAAAUAUUGAUUUUUAGAAGGCUUUUGAGAAUUCUGCAAUCUCUGUUGUUGUCUCAACUAUAUACGUGGGUGUAAACAUACUGUGUAUAUUGUGUUUAUAUAUUAAUUAUUGCACCUAAUUCUCAUUUCUUGCAAAAUAAUAUAAACUCCCGAAAUCUUAAUUUUAAAGCCUUAGUGUUGUUUAGUUUUUAGUUUUUUUUGUUUUUUACCCAGAUGUGGCCAUGUUUAGGAGCAGUAUCCAUUAAUUAUAAUCUGCCAGGUGCAUAGUGGAAAUUACCAUACAAAAGAAAUUUCCGACUCACUGGAACUGGAGCAAAGACUUUUUAGAUGUGCUAUACCUGGGGUAUGCAUAUUAUUUGUCAGUUAACUCUAUUACAGAAGCUUUAAAAUGCACCACAGGUACAGAAAGUUCAGUUCUGUGACUCCAAUUAGCGAAGGUGACAGGGUGCAGAAAGGGUUGGGCUUCAGCUGCCAGUGUUGCCACACCUGUCAGUCAACGUGGCCAAGGUGAACUUUAAGACUAAACUAAAUGAAAGCAGGUGGAUUAUAAAAAAGGGAAAAUAGCUAUAGAGACCAAAACAGUUGUUUUUGUCCUCUUGUUUAAUUGUUUUACUAGGCUGCAAAUAUAUUUUUUCUAAUGUAAAGCUGGGCACUUAAACAUGGAGUCUAUGGAUGAACUCACCUAAAUGUCACACCCAACUGGAGGUCUGAGCACUCUUUAGGAAAAUUAAGUAGAUAUUAUCUUCCUUCCAUUGAUCAUUUUUUUUUCUUUUUGAGUAGGCUUAUAUGACUGGCCUGAAAAAAUAUGUAUCCACUUUUAUGUAUUCCAAACUCAGGUGUGCCAGAGCGACUAGCGGUGUGUCACCCGGUCCACCCUUAGAUGAUGCCACCGUCAUUGUUCAUUUGUAUGCCUUCCAGUGAAGAUCUGGGAUUUUGCAACACAUCAGAAUGCCUGCAGAGAGGCGGUCAAUAAGAGGCAGAUCUGCAGUAGGUCGCUUUCCAUCUGUCACUCUUGGAUUUGGGGAGGACACAGAGGAAGAAAAAGAAGAGCCAAAGGAAAACAAUGUUAAAAAAAGAAAUGCAUGCCAGGAGUGGCUGCGUAAGGUCUGCCCAUGCUGCUGUCCCAAGCAUGAUGAUGUCACAGACACUGAGGUCACAGGGGUUGAUGAGCCCAGUAAGGAGGACGGGGGAAACGGCGAGAAACCUGUGCCUGGUGACAAAGAGCUUGACGAAGUCCUUCUCAAAGUGAAGUCAAUAGACCUCCUGAAAAGCAAAUCAGGGGCGAAUCGCACAGAGCAUCACACUCAUCUCUACCAAAGUGAUAAUUUAAUCAUCCGCAGGGGGCAGAGUUUCGAGAUGUGGAUAACCUUAUCUCGACCUUUCAACCCCACCUCCGAUGAGCUUCAUCUCGACCUUAAAACAGGUCCACUGGCAGUAGUGGCAAAGGGAACUCAUGUAAUCAUCCCACUGGUGGCGAAGCUGGAGGGUGAUCGCUGGGAGGCUGCUGUUGUGAAACAGGAGGACAAAAAGAUAAAACUGUUGGUGAAUUCUCCACCCACAGCUGUCAUUGGCCGAUAUCAACUCACAGUGGAAACAAAUAAUCAAAAUGGCUCAGCCAGUUCCACACAUGACCCUGCCAAUGACAUCUACAUAUUAUUUAACCCCUGGUGUCAAGAUGACAUUGUGUACAUGGAUUCUGAAGAUGAAAGGCAAGAGUACAUCCUAAAUGACACUGGACGAAUCUACUAUGGCACAAAGGAUCAAAUUGGAGCGAGGACAUGGAACUACGGACAGUUUAAUGACGGGAUUCUGGCUGUCUGCCUCUUUGUCAUGGAAAAGAGUGGAACUUCUCCAUCUGGUUGGGGCGACCCAAUUAAUGUGGUGCGAAUCAUCUCAGCAAUGGUAAACUCCCCUGAUGACCAAGGUGUUUUGGAGGGAAACUGGUCAGGAGAUUAUUCAAAUGGAACUUCUCCAACAGUGUGGAGUGGAAGUGUAGAAAUCCUCAAGGAAUACCACAAAAAGAAUGGAACACCUGUUAAAUAUGGCCAGUGCUGGGUCUUUGCUGGUGUAGUCACUACAGUUUUACGGUGUUUAGGCGUUCCCACCCGAACUGUGACCAACUUCAGCUCAGCACAUGACACAGAUGUUUCACUGACAACAGAUGUGUACCUGGACGAGAACCUGGAGCCUAUAGAGUACCUCAAUGUAGACUCAAUCUGGAACUUCCAUGUGUGGAAUGACUGCUGGAUGGCUCGUGAGGACUUACCUCCUGGCAACGGAGGAUGGCAGGCUGUCGACGCCACGCCUCAAGAGACCAGCCAGGGCACCUAUUGCUGUGGCCCUGCUUCUCUCGCCGCUGUGCGCUAUGGUCAGGUCUUCCUGAAACAUGACACUUCUUUUGUGUUUGCUGAGGUGAACAGUGAUAAAAUAUACUGGCAGAAGAAUGCAGAUGGGACCUUCAGUCAAAUAUACAGUGAGAAAAAGAUUGUGGGCGUCUCCAUCAGCACCAAAGCAGUUGGCUCUGAUGAACGCAGUGAUAUCACCCACCUUUACAAACAUCCUGAAGGCUCAGAUGAGGAACGCAUUGCUGUGGAAACAGCAUGUAGCUAUGGCUCCAAAGCAAAAGCUUAUUCAUCUCCUACAGCAGAGGAUGUCUCUUUAGAAGUUACACUAGAUGGUGAAGGUCCUAAAAUGGGAAAAGAUGCAGAGCUGAUGAUCACGUUGAAAAACAGCAGUUCACAGCAACGCAGUGUCAGUCUGCACAGCCAGGUGUCAGUCAUGUAUUACACCGGUGUCCACAAAGCUACAGUCAGAACUGACACGACAGAUAUAGAAGUACUUCCCAAUGAGGAAAAGAUUCUGGAGUGGACCCUGGAAUACAAAGACUACAAGGACAAACUGAUGGAUCAGGCUGCCCUGAUGCUAACGGUAUCAGGCAGGGUCAAAGAAACACAGCAGAUCCUUGCUACUCAGUUCAGUUUCCGACUCAGAACACCAGACCUCAUCAUAAAGCCACUGGGGAAGGCUGUGGUAGGAGAGAAGAUGUCAGUAGAGAUUUCAUUUACUAAUCCACUGCCACAAGUGCUGAAAGCAGUGGUAUUCCACGUGGAAGGACUUGGCCUUCUGACUGCUCGAAAGAUAAAUUAUGGAGAUAUUGGCAGCCAUGCUACUGUGUCUCUCACUGAGCAGUUCAUCCCCACCCUUUCUGGAACGAGAAAAUUACUAGCUUCACUGGACUGUAAGCAGCUCACGCAGGUUCAUGGUGUGAGUGACAUCACUGUGGAGGAGAAAAGCAACGCCUCUCUAUAGUGAUUAGAAAAUAGAGCCACUUUGAGACUGAAUGCUGACAGUUAUUUCCUCUAUAUAGGCACUGAUUGUGUCUUUUUUUCUGCUUUUUGCCUUCUAUGUGAUAAGCCAGUAUUUAUUUUCACAAAACACAGUGCUGAUUUAUUUUUGCAGUAGAGUAUUGAAAUUACUUAUAACCACAUAACCAUAACCAUAAAAUAUUUGAUAACAUGGUAGCAUUUAUGGGCUGUUACAGAGAAUAGACUGUUUCUACAAUAUGAAAACCAGUAUUAAACUGCAUAAAAAUUUCUUUACAUCUUAAUGUGCAAACUCUUGCAACAGGCUUCUGCAAUAUAGUGAACAAAGCAGCAUCCAUAAAACCUCUUUGGAACAUGUUUGCUCUUGCAAAGGUGUCCCUGAGGAACCAGAAUAAAGUAUGUAAAGUAAGUAAGUAAAAUUUAUUUAUAUAGCACUUUUUAAGACAAAAAGCUGUUACAAAGUGCUUCACAUGGGAAUGAAGGCAUGUCAAACAAACAAUAUAGCAGUAUAGAAGCAUAUCAAACAAAGCAAUAGUACAGUAUAAAUAUAGAAUAAAACAACAUAUUUCACACGAACAUUACCCAAAUGCCUGUCUAAAGUUUUUAUCAUGACUUUGUAUGACAUCUUAUGUAAGCAUUGUAAAUGUCAUCAUUAUGCUCUGACACCCGAUCAAGCACUAUAGCUAGCACUGACAUGUAUUGAUGUAUUGAACUAAACUGACAAUUACUCACAUUUCCUGAUUUUGUAUGCUUCUAGACUUGCAAAAAAAAAAAAAAGUAUUGAACAUUAUUCUAAACCAACCAGUGCAAUAGAGACAUAAUCGACACACCACAUAGGCACCUCAUGUUUUCUUGGAAUAUGCAAGAAAGUAUGUUGUUACUAUGAUUAGGAAACAGUCUGGGGACCCACAGUAGAUGCUGAAGUUGGACCAUCUACCGACUUUAAUGGAAGAGAUGUGCUUAUGUAAAUACUGGCUUAAUAUUUAUGUCUUUGAUUCUAUUUUCAUAUAUAUGAAUUAUUUAUUUUGUUUAUUAUGUAAUGCCAAAAGAAUCAUUUAAAUAUCAAAUCAUGGCUUAAAUGCUAUUGUAUUAAUAAAAUGCCACUUAUUAAAAUGA